AAUCUAAUUAAGUAGCGGAAGCCAGCCGCAUUACAUCAUUGAAUUUAGAGUUAUUAUGAAAGAGGAGGAGUAGUUGCAUUAUUAAUCAGCAGAAUCUUUUGAUAGAUUUCACUAAUACUACUUCUGAUAAAACAGAAUCAUCUCCAGAAUAUAAUGAGCAUAUACCUUUGUAUCAUGUCAACAAGCUUACUACUUUAAGUUAUGGAUUGAUAGUCAUAACUAUAUUUGCAUUUUUCCCAUUAAGUAUAGGUAAUGGUGUUUGAAGCUGUCUGUGAUAAGCUGGCAAGUAGUUAAUUAUCAUCUGAAAUUAAUGCACACCAUUAUCGUUAUGUUAGACAUAGUCUUCUGAUAUUGUAUAUAUGAAGUCAACCAGAUUUCAGCCGACUUAUUUUCUUUUUUCGUACCUUUUUUCAUUUCUAUAUUCUGUUUUUGUACUAAUCUGUCUGCUGCUAACAAAUAAGAAGACCUAUUGUUAAUAGCCUGCUUGUUCUGUUUAUCAUGUUAACAUACAAUCUCUAACAAAGCUUUACUGGUCCUAAUAUGUUUAGCAAUCCUAUCUUUGAUCGGUAAAAUCAUGCCUGCUUCUUGUACUGAUUGUUAUGGUUGUAGAUACCAUGCCUAAGGUCUCACCUUAACAUUAAAAACUGAUCAUCCAGUUCUGAUUAAUAUCUCUGUUAUCUUCUCUAAUUUGCCUGACUUUGGUGGAUUUAGUUACAGGUCUAAAGUGUUUAGCCUAUAAUACUUAAUAUCUAUUGGAGUUUAAUCAUGAGUUGUUUCUCUUGGUUGGUGUAUCUGUUUAUCUUUAAAUGACUGCCCUAAGUUGUUUAAUUUCAUCAAAGUUUCUACCAUUAAUGACACAGGCACACUAAUUGUAAAAAGGUAUGUGUUGUUACUGUUUAAACCUUAUGAAACAGUAGACCUCUAAUGAAAACUCAAUAAGUGAAUGCAUGUGUUUGUCUUUUGCUAACUCCAGUUGAUGCUUUAAACCACCUAGAGUGACAUUCUUGAAAUUAAAGUUAUCUGUAACAUAGCAAGCAUGCUCAUAUAAGUGUAUAGUUAACAAAUUAUGCUUUCUGACUCUCUCUUGAUUAUGUUUGGAGAAAUGAUUCCUAAGAAUUUUGUAUUGAUGUUAUAAUAUGUGGAAUGAUUCUGAGUUGACUUUUAAGCCUUGAAAACUGCUAAGAACUUUGAGAGCUUAUAUGUGGUGAUAUAUCCUUACAUCAUGCAUUUUGAUAGUGAUCACUUACUAAAGAUAGUUUCAAACUGAAUCAUGUGUUAGUCCCCAUUCAUUUAUGGCAUUUUACUCAAGUGAUUGUUGUGAAAUUUAAUAUUUAUAGAGUCAUUCAUAGUUAAAAUGUUGAAGGUAUUACAAUUAUUCAAAGUAGGAACCUUUAGAAGAAUAUCUCAAUAGUUUUUUCUCUUGAUGUAGAUGGAAUUUGAACAUCGUAGAUGGAUGUAUAAUAGGACUCAUCCUAAUCGUGCGGGAUUGAGGGAGGAAUUUAUAGAAGGAGUUGCGGGGUUUAUUGCUAAGGCGAAAUCGCUAAAUGAUUUUCUUAUUGAAGGGACAAUUAGGUGCCCUUGUGUUAAAUGCAAGUGUGUCAAGUUAUUGAGACCAGAUGUAGUUGAACUUCAUCUUUACAAGAAUGGAUUUAUAGAAAAUUAUUAUGUGUGGACUGUUCAUGGAGAGAAUCAUGAUUUUCAUAAUUCUUUUGGUGGUGAGGGUAGUCCCAGAGUAGAGAAUAAUUUUGAAAAUUCUCGAUUCAAUGAAAUGAUGAGAGAUGCUUUUGAGAUGUUCCCAGGGGCUCAAUCCGAACCAAAUGAUGAGGCUAAGCGCUUUUAUGAACAAUUAGAGGAAGCUAGUCGUCCAUUGUAUGAAGGCUCAAUGCAUUCCAAGUUGUCUGUUGCAAUUAGACUACUAACUAUCAAAUUUGAUAGUUCUAUUUCUCAAGCGGGCAUGGAUUCUAUCAUUGGGCUUAUGAAUGAACUGAAUCCGAAUAAAAUUGACUUACCCAAAGAUUUCUAUACUGCAAAGAAAUUGGUGUCCAAGUUAGGACUUUCAUCAGAGAGGAUUGACUGUUGUGAGAAAGGAUGCAUGUUAUAUUAUAAGGAUGAUGCAGCGUUAGAAAAUUGUAAGUUUUGUAACCAACCUGGUUAUAAGGAGGCUACAAAUGCUAAUAAAAAGAAGGUUCCAGUGAAGGCGAUGCAUUACUUACCACUUAUACCAAGGUUAAGGAGGUUGUAUGCAUCAAUGAGCUCUGCUCCUCAUAUGAGAUGGCACUAUGAACAUAGAAGGCCAACCGGUGUUCUAUAUCACCCGUCAGAUGGAGAAGCAUGGAAGCAUUUUGAUAGGGUGUUCCCGGACUUUGCAAGUGAACCAAGAAAUAUUAGGUUGGGAUUAUGUGCUGAUGGAUUCACUCCAUUUGCAGUCUCUGCCGUACCAUAUUCAUGUUGGCCAGUGUUUGUUACGCCGUAUAAUCUUCCUCCAGAGUUUUGUAUGACAAGUCCAUAUUUGUUCCUAACUUGUAUUAUUCCAGGUCCACGCAAUCCAAAAAGUUUGAUUGAUGUAUACAUGCAGCCAUUGAUUGAUGAGUUAAAGUUAUUGUGGCAUCAAGGUGUGGAAACCUAUGAUAUAUCAACUAAACAGAACUUCAGAUUGCGUGCCGCUUUAAUGUGGACUAUAAAUGAUUUUCCUGCUUAUGGAAUGCUAUCCGAGUGGUCUACUGCUGGAAAGUUAGCCUGCCCGAGUUGCAUGGAAGACACAAAAGCGUUCACUUUGAAACAUGGAGGAAAAGUUAAAAGGGGGACCAGUGUCUGAUGCUGAGGUCUUUGCGGAGACAUAAGAAAAAGAAGAAAGAUGGUUCAAGGGAAGGAUGGGUUGAGACACGUGCAUCGGAACAAUAUGAUGGAUUUUGAAGCUUAGAUGAAUGGUGUCAGAUGCAGCCUGCUUCUGAUGAUGGUACCCCAAUCCAACCGUCACCCGAUGUUAUGACUUCAAUAUAGACGGAUGUAGCAAGUGGUGUAUCCAAAGGAAGAGUUUACGGGCUUGGAGUACAACGGCCUUCCUCUUUUCGUCCAUCGCCAUUAGUUUCGGAUUCUCCUAAUCAGGAGGAAAUGGGAGCAAUGCAAAAGAAUUAUUGAGUUGUUGUCGAAACGAUGUGAGACGACCGAAGCUCACAUUGCUAGAAUGGAUAAAUACAUGAAAAAAUACAUGCCCCACUUUUAUGAUGAUGAAGAGUCUGAUUCUGAUGUGUAGUAGUGAUUUAAGGUUGAUUACUGUUCUUGGAUGUUUAAAUUUUAUAUUUAGACUUUAUGGUAGAUUUGAAUGAUGUGGUAUAUAUAUGUUUAGACCUUAUUAUAUUAGUGUCGAUAUGUAUUAGCUACUCAGACUUUAUAUUAAAUAUUUCGACGUUAAGUAAUGUUUUGGUUUGACAUUA
Nicotiana attenuata is the source of this 3434-nucleotide messenger RNA. RefSeq lists its product as uncharacterized. The record is from RefSeq and is a predicted model, not a curated record. NCBI's taxonomy places the organism in Eukaryota, Viridiplantae, Streptophyta, Magnoliopsida, Solanales, Solanaceae. Bases 1430 to 2815 code for a protein of 461 amino acids. The transcript has 3 exons.